AUGACGGAGGAAUCGAAAGCAGAAAAUGAGACCUCAAAUGAGAUAUUUAAGAACAGAAUACAUGAAUUACUCAGUGAUAUUGACUUCAUAUGGUUUUCCAAUCCCAAAAAGAAGUGGUCCUUCCUUGGCUCUCUCUUUUUCUGUUGUACUGUCUUCACAACAGUGGGUUAUGGCCAUACCUAUCCUGUGACAAGACUUGGGAAAUAUUUGUGUAUGCUGUAUGCUUUAUUUGGCAUACCUCUGAUGUUCUUAGUUCUCACUGAUACGGGAGAUAUCCUUGCAGCUAUACUAUCGAGGUCUUACAAUAAAGUCAGACAGCUACAGUCAAAACUGUUAAGCAGACUCUCUUGCGGACCUAACUGCAGAAAGAGGAGAGAGUCAAAACCAGGCUCAUCGUCGCUGAGACAAAAUAAAAUAGUGCUUCAUGAACCUUUAAAUAUUAGAGAAGUGCUACAAAACAAUCCUUCCUUUAAAAAAAAGUCUGGACAAGAUCGAAACAUUGAAAUGUUUGAAAGACUUAUUGCUAGGGAAAAUGACUUUCUUGCACCACCAAAACCGAACAGAGUUGAACGAUGUAGUUCGUGUCCUGAACUAGACAAAGGGCCCAUGAUGAAUCACGUGAUUGGCAACAUUGACAAUAUAGGGAAAGAAGUAGAAAAGCUGGAUGUACCCUUUUCAUUGAUGACUUUUAUUGUCUUUGCAUACAUUUCCUGUGCUGCUGCUAUUCUUCCUCAUUGGGAACAUGACUUGAAUUUUGAGGGUGCUUUCUAUUUUUGCUUUAUCACCUUAACAACCAUUGGUUUUGGUGAUGUCCAACUGCGGCAUCCCAACUUUUUCUUGUUCCUCUCAAUUUAUAUUGUGGUGGGCAUGGAAAUUGUGAUCAUCGCUUUCAAGCUGGGACAAGACAGACUUCUAAGUCUUUACAAAAAGCUGGUUUCCUUCAUUGGCCGGAAAAACAUUCACCAUAAAACAGUAUGACAAAAGGAGAAAUGCCAAUGCCAGUUUUGAAAUCAUGUCCACAGACAGCUGCAAGUUAAAAUGGAAGGACAAUCAUAAAGGAAUAGACGGCUUCAUGGGUAGUGGGAAGUGACUGUAUACUGCUGGAAUGACUAAUUUAUAAUGCCCACCAAGUACAGAGGGUUUGCAAGAGUUUCCUCUCUUUGCAGGAUCAAAUAGAUAGAAUAGCAUGCAGUCUACCAAGAGCAAACUCCAUAGAGCUUGAAGGAGGCUGAUGUCUCCUUUGUCAGUGAGACAGUGAAUCUGCUCUAGGGCUUCUUCCACACAAUUGUAUAAACUUGGACACUAUCUGCUUUCAACUGGAUUGUAUAGCAGUGUGGACUCAGAUAAACCAGUUCAAAGCAGAUAUUGUGGAUUAUCGGCUUUGAUAUUCUGGGCUGCGUGGAAAGGCACUGGAUUUCCUUCUGAACUUUAUAAAAGGCACUUGUGGCACCAAAUCCUGUGCCCAAAAUAGUUAAGUAUCUAAAGCAUCUAUGCUGUAGAGUAAAUGUAGUUUGACACCACUUUAACUGCCAUGGCUCAAUGGUCUGGACUUUGUAGUUGGUGAGGCACCAAUACUCUUUGACUGAGAUGACUAAAUACCACUAAAACUCAUGAUUCCAGAUAACUGAGCCAUAACAAUUAAAGUGGUAUCAAUCUACAUUCAUUCUAUGCUGUAGAUACAAUGAAAAUACCAUACCUAUAACAAUUGUAAUAAAAUAGCAUUAAGCAAACAAUUGACUGAUUUAUUUUAAAUAAAUGACUAGAAUUGUUUAAAACUCUGGGGAGAAAAAAAGAGUAUAACUUGAUGCCUAAAACUCACUGGGCUAGCACAGACAUAUCUGCCCAAGUAGGGCAUUUCACAGAUAGGUGCCAUUGCAUGAAAGGCCCUGUCGCUAUUUAUUAUCUGAUUUAACUCAAUAAAGAGAGAAUAAUGAUCUUACAAUGUGAGCAGGAUUGUGUAGGAGAAAAAUCAGAGUUUGGAAACAUUUCUUUUUGAACUACAAUUCCCAGACUACCUCAACCAGAUAAACUUUGUCCCAAGAUGGCAAAUCAGAUGGCAAAAAAGAGGGAUGUUCAUUAAAGAUUUCCCCUGACCCACUUCCCAUGGACUGAGAGCAACAAAACUUGGCACAAUUAUUAGUCCUUCUCUACAUAGGUGCCAUCUAGGGACACACACUUCUCCCAUCUUUUUAAGCAGCUGUAGACAAAUUGCUUGAAGAAGUCAACAGAUUGCUCCAAAAGCCAAGUUGUGACUUCAGAAAUCAGAAUCUCAUCAUAUGAAAAAUGCUUCAAAAAUAACUUCAUUGUUGGAAAGAGGUGGAAGUCCGAUGGUGCAAGGUCAGUGAAUAAGGGGAAUGCGGUAGAAUUUCAAAGCCAAAGGAGCAUGCUUCCAUUUGGGCAACAUGUGAAUUGUGAACUGGUGCAUUUCUUGCAGUAGGUGCACACCUUUGGUAAGCAUGUCCCGUCUCUUGGUUUUGAUGGCCUCCCACAAUUUCCACAUUGAUCAUGGUACCAGUGAUCAUGAUACCCUUUGCUAGGAAAUCCAUCAAUACUAUUUAGUGUUGGUCCCAAAAUACUGUGAGCAUGACCUUGCCUGCUGAGAGUUGGGCAUGUGCCUUCUUUGGAGGUGGUGAGUCAUGAUGCUUCCAUUGCAUCGACUGGACUUUAGUCUCAGGAUCAUAGUGAUGGACUUAGCUUUCAUCCUAUGUGAUCAGUCUGUUGGAAAAGUCGUCCUGGUUUCCAUGGCACAUCGUCAAUAGAGCCUGAGAGCAUUCAACUUGUUCCUGCUUCUGGAAAGCAGCCGGGGAACCCAGUGAACUGUUAACUUAUGCAUUUGAAGAUGGUCUUGGGUGAUUUUUUUCCAUGGACCCCACACUAAUCUUGACAUUUUGUGCUAGAUGGUGAAUGGCUACUCAACAAUUUUCCAAAAUGAUGAUUUCCACUUGCAGGAUGGUGUGUUCCUCAAUAGCGGGGUGGGGUCACCCUGGAAUUGAAGCUGUUUGCACAGAAGUCUGACCAUAUUUGAAUUGACGACGCCAGUUCUUGACUACAUCUUAUGAUGGGGAAUAAUCACCCUAAACCUCUUUCAUCUCAUCGAACAUCUCCUUUGGUGUGUGGCUCUUCAAGUAAAGGAACUUGAUGACUGCUCUGUAUUGUACUGGGUCCAUUAUCAAACCUCACACCACUUCAGCACCAGUAAAAUCAAGACCGCUAUCAGUUCUGAGUUGUAAAUAGGCAUAUAACCUAUAGAGACUUAUAUCAUUAUACAUGUGCAGUUUCAACAUCCUGUGAUAAAUAGAAGUGGUCAGGAGGAGCUUUAAUGAAUGCCCCUCGUACAUCAAAAGCAAUUGGGUAUUAAAUAUCAAUGCUAGGAUCAGAACAAGAAUAACUUUCAAGGCUUGGUCCUAAAUUCCUCAAGGCAGUAAAUACUAAAAUAUUCAUGUUGAAUGCCACUCCCUGAUCUUGAGAAUUAGCCAUGCAAUAUCCUUGUAACUUUUCAGGAAUAAACUUCAGUUUAUUGCCCCUCAGCUAUCUCAUAGUGCUUCUGACAACUUCAACCAGCUUCAGAGGUCAAGAAAAAAAACAGGAGCCUUCAGAAAGAGAAAUGUAAAAAUCCAGCAGUGUCCAUUAUGAACUUAUCAUAUGCUCCCCAACAUGUUUCACAGAAGUGUAGUGAGAGAGAUGCCUUCAAUAAAACUCCUGUGGAGGAAAUUGGUAAACAGAUAGAAAACCAAGGCAUUGUGGUUCAGAAGAUUCCAGACCAUUGAAUAAUAGUCCAAAGAUUCAAGCAGUUUGCACGAAAGGCAACAACAGUUUCUGUAAUGUUUUCUAUAGCUGGUUAUCUUAGAAUACUAAUACACUUGAGAGUGGGAAUAUGUUAUUUUUCGUUCUAUGUGUGGUUUGUAUGAGAAAAGGACCCCAAAAGAAAGGAAGAGUGGCGUAUACUUCAGGUUUCUCUCCUAUUCUUCCAGUUUCAUCUUAGAUUUACUACCAUUGAUGCAAAAGUUUGCACUCAACUAAUUCAGCAUGACGGAAGGAGAAAAGGGGGUGCAAUCUUUCCUUUCCCAGUGGGCAAACUGCUCUGGUAUAGCUUAGCUACAGUUCAUUAUGUAUGACUUUUUGCCAUUUUCACCAUCCACUGAUUUUGGUUGGCCAGAGAUGUCCUGUUUGUCUUCUGCUAAAUGUUGGAGGGUAUGCCAAAGUAAAAGUAACCAAACAUACCAGAGAAUCUGGGGAUGUAGAAAUGAAGAAAUUGUGAGAAAAUUUGAAUGAAUCAUUAUUUGUAUCAGAUUCUGGUCUGUUUCUAUUUUCUUGCAAAGUGGUGUGACUUCACUGUGUAUUACAUUAUGCUGGUAAUAGAUGGGUUGCAUGUAUUUUUAUGCUACUAAUAGCUUUUCUGUUUUAUAGGGAUGAGAGGUCCUCACUCUUCCUUGAGCUGGUGAAUUGGAACAUGCCUGAGAGCCAAACACCA
Anolis carolinensis (green anole) is the source of this 4471-nucleotide messenger RNA. It is a transcript of the gene kcnk18, whose product is annotated as potassium two pore domain channel subfamily K member 18. Gene Ontology annotation, molecular function: potassium ion leak channel activity; outward rectifier potassium channel activity. The record is from RefSeq and is a predicted model, not a curated record. Gene Ontology annotation, biological process: potassium ion transmembrane transport; stabilization of membrane potential. NCBI's taxonomy places the organism in Eukaryota, Metazoa, Chordata, Lepidosauria, Squamata, Anolidae. Bases 1 to 978 code for a protein of 325 amino acids. Gene Ontology annotation, cellular component: plasma membrane. The transcript has 3 exons.